AUGAAUCCUACAGAGACGCCCGAUGACGACUCGGCGUUAGGCGAGUCCACCUACGAGCUCAUCAAUACAGAUGACGAGAGCCAGGAUGGUCGAGCCACCGAGGCCGAGUCCACGAGCUCCUUCGACUACACUCGGAUCGAUGACGUCCACAGCCUUGCCGGUACCGAGCAUACAGAAGAUAUGACCAACCACUCCGAUACCGACUCGGACGAGGAAGACGAGGAGAAUGCCGCCGAAGACCGGUCUCGAGCGUCAUCUAUCCAAUACGCCGAGCAGAGCCUUCUCAACCCGUCAUCGCGUCCCACUCCGUUGGUCCAGUCGAUCGAGUUCGACGAGACGCAGGGCCCGCUCCACCUCAAGCAGGUAGCAGUCAAGCAUACCAUCCAUAGUUUCACAGAGGAGAAGUCUGGCUCUAUUGCCAAGGCUCUCAGGUUCCCGGACAAGAGCAAGCGUCUCUUUGCAGCGGUUCGCCAAACCAUGGCAUCUGAUUUCUUGGCCACCAGGGAGCCGCUUCGCAUCAUGUACACUGGCAGCCACGGCGCCAAACACGACAUCAUCUACAAGAUCUCGUCAGCCUUUACUGCGUCAGCCUCCGCGGAUGAGUGCGGCAUCACCGAGGACGAUGGUAUCUACAAUGUCGUGCCCAUCUCAUCCCGCGGCUCCGCCAAGGUUCCCGAGGUGGAGCUGAUGAAGACUUCACAGUACCAGAUCAAGGUCGAGAACUGCACGGCGGCCAGGGAGAUCAUCUACCAAGGAGAGCGAUUCCCCGGCGAAACUGUCUACUCAAUCACCAUCGACGGUGAUCGAACUUUCCAGUCGGCGUUUGCUCCCAGCGGCUCCAUUGUUGAGCCAGCUUGGACCUUGCCGCAUGUGGCCAUCUUCUACGUUACUGAGAACGACGACGAGGCCGCCCAAAAGACCCGUGUCGCUGCUUGGCAGUUUAUGCAGCGUCACGCUGUUCCUUGCAUCUUCAUCUCAAACGCGGAGACCUUCCACGAGCCCACUGUCAACUGGAACGACAUGAUCGACCAGCACGCCAUUCAUCUGUGUGUGGAAUCGUCUGAUCGUGCCUCGCCUUCUGUCAAAUUACCAAUCGACCUGACGACUUUCCUGAACAUUGAUGCCCGUCAGAUGAACCGCAACCUAGCAUAUCUCACCGGCCUCUAUGACGCCGCAGGAGAGUCUGCGAAGAGUGGCGAUUCCGACAUCUAUGUCCAGGCGACGAAGAUGAUGCGGAGCGUUCGUCGGCGCGCCGUCGACGCCACGGGCGAUCUCGAUCUGUGGAAUGUCGCCCAGACUUUGAUGCUCAGUCUUGGUGUGAUUGCAACUGCACUGCUUUGCAAUUACUUUGUGGCAGGCUCACCGGCGCCAGCCCUGUCGACGGUGACCUCGACUACGCCUUCGGCCCAAGUGGCGUCUACGACCUCGGCGUCGGUCUCCACUUCGACCAUCACCAUCAACCUGACUUCCACGACGACGAUUCGCGUACCUCAAGCGAAGACAUCCCCAAGCAGCACAGCUGUAGCACCCUUCGCAGAGUUGGCAGAUUUUCUCGCCGACAAGUUCCCGGAAUCUCAGAAGGGAUACGUCUGCUCGGCAGAAAAGUUUGGGCGCAACGAAAUCCUCAUCAAGAUCCCCUCUGGUACGAAGACAUCCUGGCUUGCCAAAGACUCGAUCACCAUCGAUGUCCUCAAAGGCGAGAGAGCUGUUAAGACAAAGUUCUCUUCGAUCGAUGAGGGCAUUCUCAUCGAGAUCCCUAAGUCGGAGGCGUACGGUGUUCUCACCAUCGCUGUUAACACGACCCGGAAGCCCAAGGUCAAUGAGACGUUCCUUAUUGACUUUGGCAAGACCAGCCUUGAACGAUGCCUCGGGUACGGCAAACUGGUUGCUGAUCAUGUAAUUGAUGUGGCAAGCAGCGCUGCACGGCAAGCAGAGGAGCAAGCCAUGGGUCUCGCAGGCUUGAAGGACACCGUCAUGGCCGAUAUCAGGGAGGUAUCUGCCCGCUUCACCACCGAGGCCGCUCACACAGCCAACGCCGUAAAGGAGUCAUACCAGAACUUGCAGAACCUCCAGGAAUCGCGCAAACUGCGGGACCUUAAAGAUCAAAUGGAUAUCUUCGUCACCAAGGCUCAAAUCAGUUCGAGACUCUUAGUGCUAAAGGUACUACAGAAGACGGAAGAGCACGGUACUUACCUGGACAAGGCGAAGAAGCACAUGGAAAAGCUGCGAUCGCAGGCGUCCGAGGCCAGCAAGCAGCGACUGGACAAGGAGAGAAAGGAGUUGCGAGCUCGUCGGAAGAGAGAGCGCCUGGAGGCUAGAUGCCAAAGUGGCACUGGCUUUUCUCGGUGGACCCAGCAAUGCAAGCAGCAAGGCUAG
This is a messenger RNA of Colletotrichum spaethianum, 2376 nucleotides long. RefSeq lists its product as uncharacterized. NCBI's taxonomy places the organism in Eukaryota, Fungi, Ascomycota, Sordariomycetes, Glomerellales, Glomerellaceae. The record is from RefSeq and is a predicted model, not a curated record. The transcript has 2 exons. The coding region runs from base 1 to 2376 and encodes 791 amino acids.